Nicotiana attenuata is the source of this 2243-nucleotide messenger RNA. Its product is annotated as protein trichome birefringence-like 14. Gene Ontology annotation, biological process: xylan biosynthetic process; plant-type secondary cell wall biogenesis; xyloglucan metabolic process. The coding region runs from base 364 to 1749 and encodes 461 amino acids. Gene Ontology annotation, cellular component: Golgi apparatus. The transcript has 5 exons. The record is from RefSeq and is a predicted model, not a curated record. Lineage: Eukaryota; Viridiplantae; Streptophyta; Magnoliopsida; Solanales; Solanaceae. Gene Ontology annotation, molecular function: acetyltransferase activity.
AUUCUGACCCGACCCGUAAACUUUCCAUUCCUGGCUUCUUCUUCUCUCUGCGCCACACCCAUAAUUUACAAAUACUGUAUCUACAUUACAUUUAUUAAUAAACUCGGAUACACCGAUCUAUCGAUUAGCAGCCAAUGAGAACGGAGAAACGUCAGGGGAUCUAUCAGCAUUGUUAAAACACAGCUUCUAUCAUAUAGUUUCAAGAGCCCAGGCCUGUGAAAGUUGUAGCUAAAAUCGUGAUGGUUGUUGUCCGAAUGUCCCAGAUGUUCUUCACUUCAUACAUGUACAAAAGCUCAUUUGUGUUGUAGCGGAAGAACAGCAGCGACUCACAAGUAUAUCUCUACUUGGAGUGUGCAUCGAGAGAUGAAAGGCGGAAAUGUUGGUAGAUUUUGGGGAGGACAGUUCUCCUUUUUCCUGGCUGCUAUCUUAUUUACAACCAUAUUUCUUUGGUGCUGGGAGAAGAAUCCACUUCUUACUAGCUUAUUAUCAGCUCAAGAUCAGUUCAUAAUGCAGUCCUCAGAGAUUUCAGUGGAUGAAUAUGCAGUAUCAUUGAGAUCGAAGGAACAAAUUAUGGACGAGCACUCAAAUUCACAAAUAGCAGAAGGCAGAAUAGUGGAAAAUAGAUUGGCAGUAUCUGAUAGUUCUGUUAAGAAUGUUACAGUCACGCCUUCCAUUAAAAGGAGAGAUGAUAAAAAGAUUAUGACUUCCCAAUUAGAGGGAAAAGCUUGCAAUUUUGCUAAAGGCAGGUGGAUUGCAGACAGUAGACGACCAUUAUACUCUGGGUUUAAAUGUAAGCAAUGGUUAUCAGAAAUGUGGGCAUGUAGAUUGACCCAACGCACUGACUUUUCCUACGAGGGAUAUCGUUGGCAACCAGAAAAUUGUGAGAUGCCAGAUUUUAGUGGUUCAGAAUUCUUGAGAAGAAUGCAGGACAAAACUAUUGCUUUUAUUGGAGAUUCACUUGGAAGACAGCAAUUCCAGUCUCUCAUGUGUAUGGUCACUGGUGGUGAGGAGAAACUUGAAGUUGAAAAUGUAGGAUGGAAGUAUGGCUUGGUCAAACCACGUGGAGCUGUACGUCCCGAUGGAUGGGCUUAUAGGUUUCCAAACACAAACACCACAAUUUUGUAUUACUGGUCAGCAAGUCUUUGUGGUAUAGAGCCCUUCAACGUCACGGAUCCCGCCACAGAGUCGGCCAUGAAUUUGGAUCAACCUCCUGCCUUUUUGAGGAAAUAUGUUGAUCAAUUUGAUGUUGUGGUGCUGAAUACAGGUCAUCACUGGAACAGAGGGAAGGUUAACGCAAACCGAUGGGUGAUGCAUGUAAAUGGAAAGCCUGUUGUAGACAGGAAGCUCGCAGAAAUAGGAAAUGCUAAAAACUUCACAGUUUAUAGUAUUGCCAGAUGGCUUGAUUCUCAAAUCGCUUCACGUCCACAGCUUAAGGCUUUCUUCCGGACCAUAUCACCCAGACAUUUCUUAAAUGGGGACUGGAACACUGGAGGUCGCUGUGAUAAUACUGUUCCACUUACUAAAGGAAAUGAAGUCCAGCAAGAGGAAUCAAGUGAUCCAGUUAUUGGGAGUGCUGUGAAGGGCACAAAGGUUAAGUUAUUGGACAUAACAGCUAUUUCUGAACUAAGGGAUGAGGGUCAUAUAUCUCAUUACAGUUUAAAAUCAUCAGAAGGAAUAAACGACUGCUUGCAUUGGUGCCUACCCGGCAUACCUGACACGUGGAACGAACUCCUGUAUGCACAACUUUAGUGUCCAUAGCAUUUGCUGAGAAAGCAUGAAGCUCAUCCAAUGAUCAAUGUGAUGACCUGUCAAUCAUGUUUGGUCCAACUCAGCUUGCUCGCUCGUGUAUUCUAUUGUAUUCUUUUUGUAAGUAGAAUUAUUCAUUUACGAGGGAAAAGAAGCAGCUAUUCCCAAGCCAAAUCAGACAGAACAAAGUGCAAAAUGCAAUGCAUGAUAUGGGAUAAAAUGCUUCACUGCAAAGGAUACUGAAGCUGCUGCAGUACUUGAACGACAUCACGAUUUUUCCACGAAAAGUUUCUUCUAUGUAGGCUCACAUUCAUCAGAAUAUUAGGGAUUCUUAGUUUGAAGCUUUGCAAGCAUGUCCCUGAAUUCUGGGAUUUAUACCAAUUGCCUAUACUCAUCAACAGAUGUUCUUUAGAGAUUUAGUCUUUGAUAGACUUGGUGUUGUAACAGAAUGACGAUUCAUUACUCAUCAAUAGAAGUUCACGAUUACUUGCAGUCCU